AUGGCGGCGAGGUACAGCGUCGUCGACCAGGCCGACGACGGCAGUAGCCAUCCCCCUGAUUCCGCAUCGCCAUUGUCGCCCCUGUCGCACGCAACUUCGACCACUGUGGCUUCGCCUGCCUCGCCAACUUCCUCUUCGCCCUUGCCCUACGUGGCGUUGGCCGACCAGACAUUCACCCCGCUGUCGAUAGACACCAGCGAAUUCUAUCCUUCCGAAACCAUGACAGAAGGGAAGUCGCCUGGCGCCCUCGAGGCCCGCAGGUUGUUAAGUACGUCUAAGAGCAUGGAACAUUUGAGGCGCACCGGGAACCUCAGCCGCAGCAGCAGCAACAGCACGGCCCCGGCUGCAUCCGCUUCGGCAGGCGCCCCAACCAUCGUGGGUGCCAUGGUGGAAUCGUUUGAGGCGCUGCAUGCAUCAACAUCAAGCGCCACACUGGGAUACGAGCUGCUCCGGUCAAAAAGCGCAGACCAACGCCCAGUGGGGCUCGUGUCGCCUUCGCCCACGAUUUCACGCUCUCCGUCCGUCUCACGCUCCAGGUCCCCAUCGCACUCUCCAGCGAAAGAUGCAUUGGUUCUAGACGCGGCCUUGGGAAGCGACGGUCUUGGCACUGCAGACCAAAAGACACCCAGUGCAGCCCAAGACAAAACCACCACAAACACCACCGUGCCGCAGACUGCCGCCGCAACGCCGAAUCCUGAUCCGUCAGCACCGAUCUCGAGCGCCUCCCAGGCACAGGAUGCUCCAAGUUUGCCUCUCUCGUCCGUUCCUGUUUCCCCCCCUUCUACCGUUGUCGCCGACACCACUUUGAUUCGACCAACGCCGUCCGCAAACCAACCGCAAGGACGGAGCCGCGCCACCUCAACCCCGAUCCGGCCGCCGAUUGUUCGCACCUCGUCCAACGCAAGUCUAUCCCUCAGCCACCCGGCGCCCGACCCCAACAAGCUGUCUCAAGCUGGGAAUUUUCUGGGCAACAUAGCAGCUCUCGAAGCUACCGCCGAGCGACUGUCUAUGACAAGCAGCAUCGAGGACGCCAUCCGAGAGGAACACAACGAACUCAAGCGGUCCGAAAGCCGUCGGUCGUCGAUUUUGCGUGCUCGGGCGGCAUCGACGUCGGAUAGCGGCUCGGUGCAUGGGCAGUCUCAGCUUUCGGUCGCAAGUAGACAAAACUCCAUUUUGGGAAUUAACAACGCGGCGCGCUCAGGGGGUUAUUCGCCGGGAGGCUUUGUCAUGAGCCCGCACCAUUCCAUGUCAGCUGCUUCGGGCCGCCUCCGGUCGGGCAGCAAGGCAAGUUCGAUUGGCAUGCCGUCGCACAUUCUGGAGAAUGUAGACAUGACCGGGGCGUUAGCAGACCUCGAACAUGCCCAGGAAUUCCGUUUCUUGCCGCGCCACGGGCCAGGUAAGGCCUCGACCAGGAGCGUCGCGAGCAGGUUAUCGCUCGCGCAGAUUGCCGAGCUGGAACAUCCCACUACCUUGACUCGGGAGGCCCUUGACGAGGCUGACCGUGCCGCGGCAGCUGGGGAAACUUUAGAUGUCGAGGACACGAUACGCAACAGUGCCCAUCAGUUCAUCGAAGCCGAAUUCGCCCAGGAAGCGAACGGGCCCGCGACGACCUAUGAUCCGCCCAGUGACCCGAAUCCCCGCUUGCAGCUUCACCAGCCGGACGAGUACCAGGCCUACCAGCCGUACCGGCCACCCCAUGCCGAAGAUGAUAGACCGACGACAUCCGGGUCUGGCGGAACUUACGAGCAAGCCCAGGCCGCCUUUGGUGAUUUUGACGGCGUACACUGCGACCCGGAUACCGGAGAUCUCGCAACUGAUCUGGAGCACGGACGCUAUGACGCCCCGUCUCGGCCUCGCGCCGCUCUACCCGCCCGCCCUACGACAUACUUCGAUCCCGGCACAGGGCAGCAGAUGAUGUUUUACCCCGCUCCUGUCCCUGCUAUGCUUAACCUCCCUCCGAAGCUGUCCAAAAAGCCUAAGGCCCCGGCGCGGGUCGCCCACCGCUCCCAGGUUGUCAGCAGUGUGCCAAAGACAACCCGUGAAUCUCAAGUCUGGCUGCCCGAUCCUACCGAAGGCUUGCAUAGGAGUAAUGACGAUGCUCCCUUCAUGGGGGAGUUGCUCGGGGAACGCAGCACAGACGCGGACUUGACCCCACAGCCUUCUGGAAUGGAACCAGAGAGACCAGAUUAUUUGGCACAUGCCAGACAUCCGUCGGAAGCGAGCACUAUCCACCCACCUCCAGAGCAACGCGAACUCCGCCGACCCCAGCGUAUGGCAGACGCUAAUAAUCGCAAAUCCCAACCCAUCGCUAGGGUCGACGGUAUGCCUCCUCAGCUGCGCGCGAGCGCCUUUUUCGACCUGCCUUCCGAACCCCAAAAGAUCGAUAUCAAGGACGGUUCCGCGAUGAACACACUAGACAGUCUUCUAGACGCGUCCGCCGCAGCGCCUGUCAGCGCCUUCACCGACCACGUGUUCGCGGGCAAGCUCGGCGCCGAGGUGUAUGGACCGGAAAAGAAGAGGAAGGUGAAGAAGACGAACCCCCCGCCGACGCCCACCCCUGGGCCAGAAGAAAAGGCCAAGCGCAAGACGCUUGUGAAGAGGAACUCCGCCAGCAAUAUGCUCGACGGAGUUGAGGACAAGCCCAAGCGGAAGACGCUCGUAAAGAAGAAUUCUAACAGCAAUCUCUUGGACGUGAAUCCAGAGAAGAAGCGUGCCAGCCGGUUCUCUCUAUUCGGUCCAAAACCCGUCGACGACGAAUCCGAUGACGACGCGAGGCCUAAGAGUGCCCGACGUAGCGUGGACGACGACGAUGCCCGGUCUCAUCGAAGCGCGUCACCCGACCAACGGGCUUCGAACGAUGACGAAGAAACAGAGACAGAAAGCGAGGACGAAGAACCUGUUUACCAGGGGCCGCCCACGACACUUCUUGCCGAACUGCAGCUGCGCAAGCAGCAAGAUAAACUACGAACUCGCCCGCUUCAUCACACUGAUGGCAUGCGCAGCACCCUUCUCGAACUAGACGCAGUGGCCCAGGUGGAGCGGAAGGCCAGACACGGCAAACGGGUCAUGCUUGCGUGGGAAGACCCGACGGCCACCCCACAGCAGGAGGAAGAAGACGACGAGGAAGUUCCCCUCGGCAUGCUCUUUGCCGCAAAGACCGCCGCCCCCGGGGGCUCGACCCGGUUGACUAUGGAUAUCAGCACGCUCAUGAGCGAAAUGCACCGCCCUCUCGGUUUGAUGGAACGUCGCGAGAUAGAGGAGAACGAGCCGCUGAGUCGGCGCCGGGACAGGCUACAGGGCAAGGUGGAUGAUCAAGCAUCCACGUCACUGGCGGUGUUACAAAAGCGGAUGAGCCAUAUGCCUGGCAUGGGCAUGCGGUCGCAAUCCCGCCUCACCUUGCCCCUUCCCCAGCCAGGCGGAUCCCGCGCCGGUUCUAUGCUCGGCUCCCGCCCGGGUUCCGCUGCAGAAGGAAGCGAACCUGAGAUCGAGGGCGAGACCCUCGCAGCUCGCAGAGCCCGGUUGGCAGCCGAAAACCCGCUCCCGCGCACAAGGCCGGUCAGCAGUUCUUUCUCAGCGGAACUGCUGAGAGAAUUUGGCCCCGACGAACAGGGAGACGCCCAGAAACUCGGCGCCAACUUGACGCAUAGCCGCGGCGCGUCCCGCGAUACCAAUGACGGUGGCGCUAUGGAGAACGGCGGGUCUGUCCCGGAGGAGGAAGAGACCCUCGGCCAGCGCCGCCGCCGUCUCCAGCGCGAGCGUGAGGCGCGCGAGCGCGAGAUGGCCUUCAGCACGCUCAACCGCGCAGCCACGCCCGUGGGGACGCGUGCCGACACGGCCCGCCCCGCCGCGACAGUUGGCAUGGCUGGUGUUUUGGGCGCCGUGGGUCACGGCGGGGUCAUGAUGAUGGAUCCGCGCGAACAGGAACGCCUGAGGCGGGAGGCCGAGGGCGCCCGGCACCGGCAGGAUAUGGAGAUCAAGAUGGCUGCGAUGCGGGCGCAGAUGCCUACGAGCCUGACCGCGCCGUCGGUCGGCGGCCAUACUGGGGGUUACAUGGGGGGACGGUUCAACGAUGGUGGUGGCGGGACUGGAGUGCAGUCGGGGUUGGGAUAUGGCGGAGGUGGUCUGUUGGGGAUGCAUCAGCAGCAGAGAUCGAAUGCAUUCCUUGGUGCGCAGGGUAUGGGCAUGGGGCAGGGCGCGUACGGCGGCUCGACGCCCAACUUGGGCAUGUACCAGAACGCUGCGGCUGCGAACAUGAGCGUCAAUACGCUGCCGCUGCCGCUGCAGGGGGCGGGGUAUCCGAUGCCGAUAGGGGCUGGCGGCCAGGGGCAUAUGGAUAUGGUUGAGCGGUGGCGGCAGGGCGUGAUGCCUUGA
Messenger RNA from Chaetomium globosum CBS 148.51, 4371 nucleotides. RefSeq lists its product as uncharacterized. The record is from RefSeq and is a predicted model, not a curated record. Lineage: Eukaryota; Fungi; Ascomycota; Sordariomycetes; Sordariales; Chaetomiaceae. The transcript has a single exon. The coding region runs from base 1 to 4371 and encodes 1456 amino acids.